This is a messenger RNA of Nannospalax galili (Upper Galilee mountains blind mole rat), 4757 nucleotides long. RefSeq names its product cramped chromatin regulator homolog 1 (gene Cramp1). NCBI's taxonomy places the organism in Eukaryota, Metazoa, Chordata, Mammalia, Rodentia, Spalacidae. Gene Ontology annotation, cellular component: nucleus. The record is from RefSeq and is a predicted model, not a curated record. The transcript is spliced from 21 exons. Gene Ontology annotation, biological process: pattern specification process. Gene Ontology annotation, molecular function: chromatin binding. The coding region runs from base 278 to 4123 and encodes 1281 amino acids.
GGCCGCCGUAGCCGGAACUGCAGAGCGGGACGGCCUGGGUCUAGGGAGGGCGAGCGGCCGCACUUACCCGCGCCCUCAGCCCUGUCAGCCGCGCGCCGGCCUGCGAACCGGACGUGGGAGGAGAAAGCUUCUGCGUGACCACAUCUGACGCGUCACUACCAGCCCGGCGUCGCGGCCUCGCCGCAGCCGGAGCUGCCGGGCCCGGCAGUUUCUGCGGGCGCCCGCGGAGGCCCGGGGAUCCGGGAGCCAGGUUGCCGCGAGGCGUGGAUGAAAAAGGAUGACAGUGAAGUUGGGCGACGCCGGCAGCGGGGAGGAAGGGCUCAAGAAGCUGGGCAAGCGGACGGCUGAUGAGGAGUCCCUGGACGGAGAGGGGCCCGGCGGUGCGGACGCGGCCGAGGACAGCAACAGCACAAAGAGGGACGGGCCGACCCCGCGGGCCGCAGGCGUUCGCGCACCUCCCGGAGGGCCGCCAGCGCAGUCUCUGCCGCAGGGCAGCCCCCAGGACCAGCACCACUUUCUCAGGUCUAGCGUGCGGCCGCAGAGCAAGAGGCCUAGGAAGGAAGCACCCUGCGCGGUGGGCAGCGGCGGUGCCAGCGGUUCUGGGCAGCGGGGAAAAGGAGGUGACAGUGGUGCAUCAUCGUCUGGAAACGUGUCUGGGCUUGCUCCUGUCACCCCUGCAGGAGGUUCGCGCUCCUCUUCCCGGAACUUAGGGUCUUCAGGAGCAGAGAAGGAAGAAGGAAAGAAGGUCCGGCGUCAGUGGGAGUCAUGGAGCACAGAGGACAAGAACACCUUCUUCGAGGGAUUGUAUGAGCAUGGAAAAGACUUUGAAGCCAUUCAGAACAAUAUCGCUUUAAAGUACAAGAAGAAGGGCAAGCCUGCAAGCAUGGUGAAGAACAAAGAACAGGUUCGGCAUUUUUACUAUCGCACCUGGCACAAGAUUACCAAGUACAUUGACUUUGACAACGUGUUCUCUCGAGGGCUGAAGAAAUCAUCCCAGGAGCUAUAUGGCCUUAUUUGCUAUGGCGAGCUACGCAAGAAGAUUGGGGGUUGUAUGGAUGACAAGAAUGCAACAAAGUUGAAUGAACUCAUUCAAGUUGGGGCCACCACUGUACGUUACAAAGGGAGAAACCUGCGGAUCAAAGCACCCAUGUGCCGCGCCCUGAAGAAACUCUGUGAUCCAGAUGGUCUGAGUGAUGAAGAGGACCAGAAGCCAGUACGCCUACCUCUGAAAGUCCCUCUAGAGCUACAGCCCCGGAAUAACCAUGCCUGGGCACGCGUGCAAAGCCUGGCCCAGAAUCCACGCCUCAGGAUGAUCGUGGAACUACAUCGAAAAGUCUCCAGCCUCAUUGAGUUCUUAAAGCAGAAGUGGGCACUCUAUGAAGUACGAAUUCGGAAGACACUUGAGGAGAGGCAGCUGCAGGACUCAAGCACAGCACAGACCCAGGAGAAGGUGGCAUUGCACUUGUUUCCAGGCGAGAACUGCACAUUGACACCCUUGCCGGGUGUGGCCCGUGUGGUGCACUCCAAAGCCUUUUGCACUGUGCACUGGCAGGAGGGUGGCCGGUGCAAACAGGGCACCAAGGACAUACACUCGCUGCCUCCAGCCCAAAUCCUGGGCAUUCAGAGUGGGCAGGGCAUAGCCCGAGGCCAGGUGAAGUGCCAGAGGGGCAGUGCUGAGGGCAAGGGUGGGGUAAGGCCCCCUCUUGCUACAGAUGCUUCACAGAGUUCUGGAGAGAGUUCCCCUGAGAGUGCUCCUGGAGAGGGGACAGCCCCAAGUAUGAGCAGCCCAGAUGCCCCUGACAAAGUUCCCCAUAGACACCAAGACUCUGGUCCACGGUUUGAGAAGACCCCUGCAGUGGCCCUUGCAGGAGGUGGAGACAGCCCCAUUCAAGAACUUGGGGCCCUGUCUUGUGCCUGUGGGCAGCCUCCAGACUUGGAAGAUGAGCUCUCACUUCUUGACCCCUUACCCCGCUACCUGAAGUCCUGCCAGGAUCUCAUCAUCCCAGAGCAGUGCCGCUGUGUGGACACACAACCUGGGAGAGAGCACCCUCCUCCUGGCAGGGCAGCUUCCCCAGAGGUCCUAACCCCUAGCAGUGGAGAGGUUGCUGACAAUGGUCCCCCUGGGUUGGACCCUCAACCUAGACCCAGGCUCCUGCCAGAUAUUUGUACUAAAGACCUGGCAGAUGCACCUUCAGAAGAGUCCCAGGAGAAGGGGAACCCUUCAGAACCUCUGCUGUUUCAGGGACAGCCUGCCACCAGGCCUCCGAAGGAAGUCCCUGCCAGCCGACUGGCCCAGCAGCUACGUGAAGAGGGCUGGAGCUUGCAAACCUCUGAGAGCCUCACACUGGCUGAAGUCUACCUCAUGAUGGGCAAGCCAAGCAAGCUGCAACUAGAGUAUGACUGGCUGGCAGUGCUGGGUCCCGAGGGCCAGGCACCAACAACACAGGGCCAGACUGCCCUCCCCCGCUCCCCACCUUCAGCCCUCCACCAGCAGCGCCUCUUGAGCUGUCUCCUGAGGCUCAUCUCCACUGAGGUCCACCCCAAACUGGCUCUGGAUACAAACACAGCAUCAACAGCCUCAGUGAAACCCACCCAAGAGGAGCAAUCUACAACUCCCCCAGGGAAGGUAGUGACCAUUAGCUCUCGGAGUCCCCGCUGUCCUCGCAACCAAUCUGCCCUUCGCAGCAGCAAGACUUUCCCACCUGGUUCUGCACCUUGCUCUUCAGGUUUAAGAAACCCCCCAAGACCCCUUUUGGUGGCUGGUCCCCCCAACACAGGAAGCAGUGACUCUGAUGGUGGCCUCUUUGCUGUCCCAACAACUUUGCCACCCAACAGCCGACAUGGGAAGCUCUUCUCUCCCAGUAAAGAGGCAGAACUGACUUUCCGGCAGCAUCUGGACUCCAUUAGCAUGCAGUCAGACUUCUUCUCACCAAAACCCAAGAAAUUGCGGAAACGGCACUUGCGGAAGCCACUGGUGGUCCAGCGAACACUGCUCCCUAGACCAUCUGAAAACCAGUCCCAUAAUGUGUGUUCCUUCUCCAUCCUAUCUAAUUCUCCUAUAGCUGGGAGAGGCUGGUUCCGUCCCAUCCAGUCUUCUCUGACCAAAGCAGCCCUGUCUCGGCCGAUUGUGCCCAAGGUCCUUCCGUCUCGGGCCACUAGCCACCUAGCCAGUGCCAUUGACCUAGCAGCUCAAAGUGCUGGCAUCAUCCCCGGAAGUCCCCUACCAGUUUUGGAUACUGAUGGGUCAUCUAGCAUCACUCCACUGUCUUCAGAGGAGGUGACAACAGCUGUCUCAGGGCAGGAUGACACUGGACCACACCAUAACAGAGAGCCUGUCACUGCUGUGAGGGGAACUAGUGACCCAUUUAUCAGCAUUCCAAGACCAGAGCAAGAGCCAUUGACAGAUGGUUUUCAGGGAUCAUCCGUUCUUUCCUUACCCGACUUGCCCAAGGCACAUCUCCAGAAUGGCCUUUCCACACCUCUACCCUCAUCAGAGAGCUCCAACACCCGGCUCUCCCCACCUAAUGUUUCUGCACUGCUGGACAUCUCCCUGCCUGGCCCACCUGAGGAUGUUCUUUCACAGGGAGAACCCGCCACACAGAUCAGUGACUCUAUCAUUGAGAUUGCCAUCAGCUCUGGCCAGUACAGUGAAGGAGUCCCUCUUUCUCCAGCAAAACUGAACGGCAGUGACAGUUCCAAGAGUCUUCCUUCCCCAUCCAGCAGUCCCCAGCCCAACUGGAUUGCCUCCCCCACCCAUGACCCCCAGUGGUACCCCAGUGAUUCCACAGACUCCUCACUCAGCAGCUUGUUUGCCAGCUUCAUUUCCCCCGAGAAGAGCAGAAAGAUGCUGCCAACUCCUGUUGGGGCUAACAGCGGUACUUCCUUGCUUGGCCCUAGCUUGUUGGAUGGAAACUCCCGGGACUCUUUUGUAUCCAGGUCCCUGGCUGAUGUUGCAGAAGUGGUAGAUUCCCAGCUGGUGUGCAUGAUGAAUGAGAACAGCAUUGACUACAUAUCUCGGUUCAAUGACCUGGCCCAAGAACUUUCCGUCACUGAGCCUGGCCGCCGGGAGGUUUUAUUUGAUGGUGGUGGAGGUGGUCCCCCUGUUGGUGACCUCUCCCAGUGACUGUGCCUAGUGAAAGGGGCAUCCUGGAAGCCAUAGGGAAGCGCUAUGAGGCGGGUCCAUGAAACUCUUCACAGUAGAGAAAGUUAAGCCCAGAGUCCCCAGAAGAUGGUGAACAGGAGCACCUAUCCAGUACAGAAUAUACAGCCUAUAGGAGCAGCUCAUCAUGGCCUGUCUGAACAAGUAGGGGCCAUACCAUCCAAGGAAAUAGGACAAACUCUGAAGAGUAGACAUCAGAAAUUGUUGUGGUGUGGGAGCCCUUUCUCACAGUGCCACAGCCUGUGUGGUGAUCCCAGCUGUGAGUCUGUGCUUAAGGCCUUCCACAGGGUCUCCUCCCUGCAAAAGGCAUGGCUGGCAGUCAGUGCUUCCUGGGAGAUGUUAGCCUGUGCAUGAGGAGGCCACCACCACUGCUGCUUUUUUCUGAUGUCUCUUCCCUACUUGGCUGCUCUGUCUGUGAUGAUGUUUCCAGGGGACAGUUGACCACAGCUCCUGCCUGGUGGUGUCUGCAACCCGACUGAACACUUCUGGAUGCCCUGACCAUGAGGCAAAGAAUAGUCCCAGGGACAUGUAGCCAGUGCCAUCUUCCCAAGAAUACUGACCUUCAUGUAAUGCUUCUCCCAUCCAGAGGUUUGGUUCU